Penicillium brasilianum is the source of this 1468-nucleotide messenger RNA. The record is from the annotation of a GenBank genome assembly. NCBI's taxonomy places the organism in Eukaryota, Fungi, Ascomycota, Eurotiomycetes, Eurotiales, Aspergillaceae.
CAACAAAUUUGUCACUCAAGGAGAGUCGAAAUAUUUAUUCAAUAUCAAGGGUUUGAAAGCCGGUUUAUAUCCAAACAAAAGUGCCAUCGAACCAUUCUCGGCUCCACACCCCGGCAUUAACUUCAUCCGGGGUGUCGCGACAUACCAAGUGGCUGGUUCUGAGCGAACCCCUCCCUAUUGCACUUUGCAUGCAUUCUCCUCUGUCUCGUCACAAAAAGAAGAACAGCAUACUAGUAUCGAUAAACAUGCAGACUACCCAGCCUCAAGGCCAAACCUUGGUCUAUUCCACCGUAGACGGCCAUAACAUCAAGUUCGACUACUACUUGCCCCGCAGUGCCAGCGGAAGAUUGCCAGCUGUGGUCUACUAUCAUGGAGGUGGAAUGACUGCAGGCUGGCGUGGUGGCUUCAAUUUCCCAAUUUGGCUGCAUGAUCACUGCCAAGAGAAAGGCUACAUCUUCAUCAGUGCGGACUACCGUCUGUGCCACCCGACGACUGCUUUGCAUCAGAUUGAGGAUGCGAAGGUGCUGUUUAAAUUCAUCGCUUCGAGUGACUUCCAGAGUGCCUUGCCGGAAUCCAUUGCACUCGACACGGAUCGGAUAGCGGUAACAGGCUUCUCAGCUGGCGCUUUUUCGGCGCGUGCAGCUUGCAUCUACGCCAAUCCCAAGCCAGCUGUUCUUAUGACGGCUUAUGGAUCUGCUGGAGACUGGCUUCUAGAUCACUGGACGGUCGGCCGACCACCUACAACUAUCGCCAAGCUUGUGGAUCUUGAGCAGGUUCCAAAGCUGCUCGCCGACAGAACUGUUGUGAGUGAGGACUUGCCAACACAGGGCAUGAUGUCCAACCGUUUCGCACUCACAGUCCGCUGGGAACUGGACGGUACCUUCCUCGACAAUUGUCUUGGAAAACCGGGGUUAGGUGCGGAACUCAAUAAAUUGCGCUAUGAGGAGCGGGCUGCAGCGAUUCCAGAGGACAUAAAGCCAGCUCUGCUACAGCUCUUUGUGUCUGAAAGCUAUCCCCCGACGAUCCUUGUGCAUGGCACAGCGGAUGAAGUUGUUCCUGAUCAGGAGAGCGUGCAUCACCAUGAACAACUGAAGCAGCUUGGUGUCAAGACGGAAUUGAUUCUCGUGGAAGGUGCUGGACAUGGACUUGUGGACCUAAAGAGUGGAUUUCCCCCAAAGCCAGCAGAAGGAAAAGAGGAAGCUUAUAAAAGGGCUGCCGAGUUUAUUGAUGAGGUGUUUGUCGCUGUGAAAGCGUGAGCCUGGCGGGUAGCUCCACGUACAUAAUCUCAAAUAUGACGAGCAUAUCUGACACCACGUCCCAAACUGGUCUAACCACCUACGCUCUUCGAUUAGUUUUGUCACAUCUGUUAAUAAUUCACACAAGUAGGUAGUGGGAGUGUUUUCUUAGUCCAUCCGUCAGUCGCGUACUAUUUUUUACAUAAACCCAUCAGUACCUUGGUUUGUUUACC